GAUCUUCCUAAGACUCUUUACACAGACCACGUUCAUAAUGAGAUCGCUGGUGGUGUUAAGUGCGGUAUUUGCCGUGGCUAUUGCUGCUCCAUCGUAUACAUCUGAGGUUUUGCAUUAUCAAGCAAAGGCUUUAGGAGACCACGAUGCUAUCACUGCUACUGUUUUUGAGCCUGUAGUUGAAACUCACGCCGUAUAUGCUGCACCUUCCACUGUAUACGCAGCUCCGGCAGCUGUUUCUCAUCAGUCUCGAGUUGAUGUACGUACUUCUUCACCAACGGUGGUUGCUGCACCUGCUGUUAUUGCUGCCCGGACUGUUGUUGAACCCGCUGUUGUUGCACCUGUACAGACUGUAGUAUCAGCUCCCGCAGCUGUAUCUCACCAAUCUCGUGUAGAUGUACGAUCUUCUGCACCAAUAGUUGUAGCAGCUGGACCAGCCGUUAUUGCUGCAAAGACUUAUGGGCCUGCACAAGCUGUUAUUGCAACUCCAACUUUGGUUAAUGUGGCUCCAUCUGCUACCGUCUAUGCAGGAGGUUCUGCUGUGUCACAUCAAUCUCGAGUAGAUGUUAAGACUUCACCUGCAGUGAUUACAGAACAAGUUGUCGAACCUACCUAUGUUGCUUCACCUGUUGUCGAAGUUGCUCCAGCUGUUGUUGAUGCCCGAUCUGUAUACGUGUCUCCUGUUAACACACUUUAUUCUGCCGGUUCAGCUGUUUCCCAUCAAUCCCGAGUAGAUGUCAAAUCAUCACCAGCGGUGGUUUCAGAGAAAAUAGUUUAUGGUCCGUCGGUAUACGGUACGACUUGGUAAUGAACGAAAUAAAUAAUUACAAUGCUUUAGGAAU
Nymphalis io (European peacock) is the source of this 839-nucleotide messenger RNA. RefSeq names its product cuticle protein 38-like (gene CPH6). Bases 38 to 805 code for a protein of 255 amino acids. The record is from RefSeq and is a predicted model, not a curated record. NCBI's taxonomy places the organism in Eukaryota, Metazoa, Arthropoda, Insecta, Lepidoptera, Nymphalidae. The transcript has a single exon.